Molecule: messenger RNA, 1059 nt
Organism: Cephus cinctus (wheat stem sawfly)
Lineage: Eukaryota; Metazoa; Arthropoda; Insecta; Hymenoptera; Cephidae
Product: patj homolog
Exons: 6
Coding region: 113-793 (226 amino acids)
Molecular function (GO): protein binding
Source: RefSeq, a predicted model, not a curated record
UGUAUAUACAUAAAAGAACAGCUGUCAAGUGUUUCAAUAUCAAAAAAAUAUUCUGUUUGGAUCUAUAUUCGUUGAUUUCUGUGUAAAACUGUUAUCUAUUAUAACAGAUAAGAUGUCUCUGAGUACAGAUAUAUCAACGGCUUUGCACUUGUUGGAACAUGUUCAGGAGCGAGUGGAGGAUUGUGAUGACCCAAAGAUACAGAUGCAUACUAGCCAGGAUUUAAAAGCCUUGAUAUCGUUGCUGGAAGAUCCUGUUUUCCGCAGUAUUGUAACUAUUCAAGACUCAUUGACUGAGCUAAAUACACAGCUUGGUCAGCAUCCCUCAAUUUUACCUGGUGACUUUGAUAUUAAUCUUGGUGGACAUUUGGAACUUUCUGUACCAAAUACACCUGCACAGCCAUUGGGUCCAAAUUCAUACCAGGAUAUUUAUCAAGACAGCAGUGAACUAGAUGAUCAAAGAGUUCCUGUAGCGCAACUGGUUCAUAGCAGUAGCGAGGAUACUAGUGCACAAGUUACUAGUCCCAGCUUGGUAUCGGAAGAUAUGGGUAUGCCCCCCAUAACUACACCAACAUAUGCCAAGGAGUUUCAGAAAGUCAUUGAAGCUGCUGCAAAGGGUCGCCAGAUUUACACUGUGCAGUUAUACAAACCGGAGGGCACUAGUCUAGGAUUCAGUGUUGUCGGAUUACGCAGCAAGGAUAAGGGCGAACUUGGCAUCUUUCUGCAGGAGAUUCAACCUAAUGGAAUUGCUGGGUGGGGGACUUCAGUGAGACGUAAAAUUGAUGCAAAGCCUUGACUGAUACUUAAUCGAAAGGAGAAUUAUUUCAUCGAGACCAAAGAGAUGAGUGCGAGACUGUUCUGAGAUCUCUUUGAUAUUUUAACAUUUUCAAUCGUGAAAUAUAAAUUGGAGCAACAAUAUGAUAAUUAAUUAAACCCAUUUAUUGACUCCGAGAGUUAUUUUUCCUGAAUGUAUUAUUUGAAAAUCUUAAACCAUUCGCAAUGGCGAUCAUCCCACCACAUAUAACGAAUUUCAAGGUUGAACUUCACUGCAUGUCAGCCAUA